Messenger RNA from Amaranthus tricolor (Joseph's coat), 1458 nucleotides. Its product is annotated as protein STAY-GREEN homolog, chloroplastic-like. The coding region runs from base 228 to 1094 and encodes 288 amino acids. Lineage: Eukaryota; Viridiplantae; Streptophyta; Magnoliopsida; Caryophyllales; Amaranthaceae. The record is from RefSeq and is a predicted model, not a curated record. The transcript has 4 exons.
AAUACCAUAGAACUAGAAGUACUUUUGUCCCUACUCUACACGCAUUUUUUUCAUUUUCUUCCUUUUCCUUCCUUUCAAAACCAGUCUACCAAUGAUUCUUUAUAUACAUUUUUUCAAGAUUCCUCUGCUACAAAUACUCAAAUCUUAAUAUAUUCUGUUGAAUCUGUUCUACCACAUUCAAAUCUUCAAAUUUGAGUAUAAAUAAUCAUAAUAGAAUAGUUUUUUUAAUGAUGACCGCUCUUACUGCCUCUAUGUUACUUCCAUCCAAGUUAAAACCUUCAAUUCAUGAUGGUAAAUUCUCUCCUUUUCCCUCUACAAGCAGCAGAUCUCCUUCUAAGAAAUCGCAAUUUAAUUUUCCUGUGAUGAGAUUGUUUGGGCCAGCAAUAUUUGAAGCAUCAAAGUUGAAAGUGUUGUUAUUGGGAACGGAUGAAGAAAAACACCCUCCAAAGCUGCCCAGAACUUAUACUCUUACUCAUAGCGAUUUCACCGCGAACCUCACUUUGGCUGUCUCUCAAACUAUAAACAAUUCUCAGCUACAGGGAUGGGCCAAUAAAUUUUAUAGAGACGAGGUGGUUGCAGAGUGGAAGAAAGUGAAAGGAAAGAUGUCUUUACAUGUUCAUUGUCAUAUAAGUGGUGGCCAUUUCUUUUUGAACUUGUUUGCUCCUUUGCGUCACUACAUCUUUUGCAAGGAACUCCCUGUGGUACUGAAUGCAUUUGUGCAUGGAGACCAAAACUUGUUCAUGAACUAUCCAGAAUUAGAGGAUGCUUUAGUAUGGGUAUAUUUCCAUUCAAAUAUUCCAGAUUUUAACAAAGUAGAGUGUUGGGGCCCACUAAAGGAAGCUAUGGACCCCACUUCAAAAACUAAGAACAACCAGAUGAUGAUGAUGAACAAGAAUCAAGAUCAAGAUGAAGAAGCAGAAAUAACAAGGAACUCAAAAUGGGAAAUGAUAGAGCCUUGCACGGAACCAUGCAGUUGUUGUUAUCCACCUACAACUUUGAUUCCGUGGACUCCUUCACUAUCACAAACAGAUGAACAGCAGAAGCAAGAACAGCUUCCUGAUGAUGUGUCGAUUCCGUCGACUGGGUCCCACUAAAAAUAAUUUCAUUAAUCUUGAUUUUAUUUGUAUAUAACAUGAUUACAUAGACCAAUUACAUUCUUGGUAAUUAUAUUUAGUACUGCCAAGAAAUGUGUAGAACAAAGGAAGCUGGUCCCACAUCUUGGAGCCUAGAGGUUUCUAUUUUUGUCAAAAUCAGUCAUGGUCCUGGGUCCAUGCCUGUUGGUUUAGGUAUUAUGUUUAGGAUUUUCGACUUUUGUAAAUAUGUUGAAUGGUUUUUAGAGUGCCACCAAGCAAAUUUAAUGCUUUCAAAUUCAAAUACAAAUUAUUGUGUAGUGAAAUGUGAUGUGAAAUUUAAUGUUAUAUGAUGUCACUUUAGUAAAUUUUCAGUCCUUUAAUUUAC